This is a messenger RNA of Papaver somniferum (opium poppy), 2198 nucleotides long. Its product is annotated as pyridine nucleotide-disulfide oxidoreductase domain-containing protein 2-like. Gene Ontology annotation, molecular function: oxidoreductase activity. The transcript is spliced from 16 exons. The coding region runs from base 109 to 1824 and encodes 571 amino acids. NCBI's taxonomy places the organism in Eukaryota, Viridiplantae, Streptophyta, Magnoliopsida, Ranunculales, Papaveraceae. The record is from RefSeq and is a predicted model, not a curated record.
CUGGUUAACCAUCAAAAAGAUUAGCCACCAAGGGAAAGGUCAGUCUCUUCGAUUUCCGCCAGGUAGACACAGCAAAGUUGCAAGUAAGGAAAAAAAAAUGUAAAAAAAAUGUGGAGAAGAUACUUGAGUAGCAGUAGUAGUAGGAAUGGAGUACAAGGCGCAGUAGAGAAGAAAUGGGAUGCAGUAAUCGUAGGCGGAGGUCACAAUGGUCUUACUGCAGCUGCUUAUUUAGCUCGAUCAGGUCUUUCUGUUGCUGUACUCGAGCGACGUCACCUUAUUGGUGGUGCUGCUGUGACUGAAGAACUCAUUCCUGGUUUCAGAUUCUCGCGUUGUAGUUAUCUCCAAAGCCUGCUCCGGCCUUCUAUCAUCAGGGAAUUGGAGCUAGGAAGACAUGGAUUGACGAUGUUAAAGAGGAUUCCAUCAUCGUUUACGCCUUGUGCUGAUGGACGUUAUCUUCUUCUAGGACCUGAUUCUGAAUUAAAUCACUCUGAAAUCUCUAAGUUCUCCAAAAAAGAUGCCGACGCUUACCCAAGAUAUGAGAAUCAAUUGUUGAAAUUUUGUAAUUUCAUGGAUUUGCUUUUGGAUUCACCGACUCCUGAAUCUUUACAUGGUGAUCGUUCAUCUUUUACUGAACGAAUGAAAGAUAAGUUGCAAAAAUCAGCAUUUUGGUCUCGAUGUUUGGGAAAAGCUAUGUCCAUGGGACAAAAGGACAUGGUGGAUUUUAUGGAUCUUUUACUAUCUCCAUCAUCAAAGGUUUUGAAUAACUGGUUUGAGGGAGAUGUGCUGAAGGCAACACUUGCAACAGAUGCUGUAAUUGGGAGUAUGGCGAGUGUCCACACACCAGGUAGUGGGUAUGUUUUGCUUCAUCAUGUGAUGGGGGAAACUGAUGGACAUCGUGGUGUUUGGUCGUAUGUUGAAGGUGGGAUGGGUUCAGUAUCCUCAGCGAUAAGUAAUGCUGCUAAAGAAGCUGGUGCUCAUAUUAUAACAAAUGCAGAGGUAGCUCAAUUAAUGAUUAAUGAAGAUUCAGAAACUGUUAAUGGGGUACUGCUGAAGGAUGGAACUUUGGUGCAUUCUUCUACUGUUUUGUCGAAUGCAACUCCCCACCAUACAUUCACGGAGUUGGUGCCUCAAAAUGUGCUUCCAGAAGAUUUUCAACUUACAAUUAGGAACUUAGACUACAACUCUGGCACGACGAAAAUUAAUUUAGCUGUAGAUAGAUUACCACAAUUCAAAUGUUGCAACCCUUGUGGUAGUGAGGCAGGUCCUGAGCAUAUGGGCACUAUUCAUAUUGGUGCUGAAAGUAUGGAGGAGAUUGAUGCUGCUUGUAAAGAUGCUUUGAAUGGCUUAUCAUCACGAAGACCUGUUAUUGAGAUGACAAUUCCUUCUUCUCUGGACAAGACUAUUUCUCCACCUGGUAAGCAUGUGAUUAACCUAUUUGUGCAAUAUACACCCUACAGUCCCUCGGAAGGUAGUUGGGGAGAUUCCAAAUACAGAGAAUUGUUCGCAAAUAGAUGCUUUUCACUUAUCGAUGAAUAUGCGCCGGGAUUCAGCUCAUCGAUCAUUGGAUAUGACAUGUUGACACCGCCAGACCUGGAAAGGGAGUUCGGUCUUACAGGAGGGAAUAUCUUUCAUGGUGCAAUGGGAUUGGAUUCGCUCUUCCUAAUGCGACCUGUCAAAGGAUGGUCAGAUUAUAGGACACCAGUGCGAGGGCUUUAUUUGUGUGGAAGUGGAGCACACCCGGGUGGUGGUGUGAUGGGGGCAUCCUGUCGUAAUGCAGCUCAUGUGGUUCUUCAUGAUAUCAAAAGCAAUUCUUCAACUGCUUAAUGCUAUACUUGCAGCCAGCUUAUACUGAACUUGAUGUUGUAUCAUCGGAAAAGUGCUUGAGGUCGGUCACAAUGUUCAGCUUUCUCAGCCGAACCAAUCUUUGAGCUUCUAUCUAGUUGUUGGAAUAAAAGCAGCUACUUAUGUGCAACCUCCAAUGUGGACGAUGCUGGUCUAGAUGGCAUGUAGAACUUCCCUAGUACCUCGUCAGUAGACAUUUUUGCUUAGAAUUUCUGUAACUAAAACUUUAUUUUUAUAAAUCUCUAUUGACAAACACUAAUCAAAUAUGCUAGCUAUACUAUACAACUAGAAAAAGUAAUUAAUUGUUAAAAGUGAACAGUAUGAAAAGAGGUAAACCAGAGAUUCAUUUCUCUGUC